Anopheles maculipalpis is the source of this 3315-nucleotide messenger RNA. RefSeq lists its product as uncharacterized. The transcript has 9 exons. Gene Ontology annotation, molecular function: guanyl-nucleotide exchange factor activity; protein binding. The record is from RefSeq and is a predicted model, not a curated record. Lineage: Eukaryota; Metazoa; Arthropoda; Insecta; Diptera; Culicidae. The coding region runs from base 1 to 3294 and encodes 1097 amino acids.
AUGGACGCUUCGAUAAUUACGGUACAGGCACAGUACUCUUUCAAGGGUUCCAACAAUGACGAACUGUGCUUCAAGAAGGGUGACAUCAUAACACUGACACAGCGCGAGGAAGGUGGCUGGUGGGAAGGUACAUUGGGCGACAAAACGGGCUGGUUUCCCAGCAACUAUGUUAAGGAAUAUGCCGGACCUUUGCCCCUGUCCGAAACAAUACGACCGCCGGAGGAAAUACAGGCCUUCCGAUCGGUCGUCUUCCGUGACUUGCUGGAAAGUGAGAAAGCGCAUGUCGCCGAGCUGCGAGGAUUGGCCGAAAACUUCCUGGAACCGCUGGAAGGCAGCCAGAUACUCGCUGCCAACGAAUACACACAGCUGAUGUGCAACUUUCUAGAAGUGGUGGAAAUGCACGAAGAAUUUUUGCAAACACUGGAAGACUGUAACGAUCGCGUAGGGAAAGUGUUCUUAUCGAAGGCGCCAACGAUGAAGAAAAUACACCAAUUCUACUGUGCCGCCCAUCCUCGUGCCAUUGUGAUAGUUGAUAAGUUUCGCGAAGAGCUAAAUGUGUUCAUGGAAAAGCAGGGUGCAGCCAAACCGGGUCUGCUGGUCCUUACCACAGGCCUUUCGAAACCCUUCCGGCGCCUGGACAAAUAUGCCGCCAUACUGCAAGAGCUGGAAAGGCACAUGGAGAGCGGCCAUCCGGAUAGGGGCGAUACGCAGCGUAGCAUUGCCGUGUACAAGGACAUAGCUUCGUCCUGUUCCGCCACCCGGCGGCAGAAGGAGCUAGAGCUGCAGAUAUUGACUGGGCCGGUGCGUGGUUGGCAGGGCGCUGAAUUGAGUACGCUCGGUGACAUCAUACACAUGGGAAGUGUGGCGGUCGGGCCGGAGCAUAAGGAUCGUUACUUGGUGCUGUUUCCUCAAACGCUACUAAUACUGAGCGUAAGCCAACGAAUGAGCGCUUUCAAGUAUGAGGGAAAACUUCCUCUGACGGGAAUCACUGUGAAUCGGUUGGAGGAUACGGAUCAGAUCAAAAAUGCGUUCGAAAUCAGUGGCACACUGAUCGAUCGUAUCGUAGCCGUGUGCCAAGGGCCGAAUGAGGCCAAUCGGUGGGUGGAACUGCUCAGUCCCAAGUCUGGUGCGAUCGAACAAAACAGCAGUGCAGGAGCGGUGGACAUGAAGCGCAACGUUAGCAGCUCAGCAGUAAAUAUCCCACAGCCUCCGCCUCAUAUGUCACCACCGUCAGCAACCGGAAACAGCCACCCGUCUCGGAGCGGCACGUCCAGUAUCGUGCAGCACAUGUCGCAACACAAACGCAGUCAAUCGUUCAAUCACCAUCUCAGCUACAAUCAAGUUCAGCAACAGCAGCAGCAGCUCCAGCAACAGCAACUAAAGCAACAUCCACCGAAUCCAAGUCUGUUAGCUUCCCCGAACUCCCUGAACCUAAAUCGUCACGAGGCAAAUCAGGCGGCACCAAAUCAAAAAGGUUUUUCGGAAAAAGUUAAUUGGAACAUUACAAACCUAAGACCGGCACCUCCAUUGCGUCCAGCCUUUUUAAGCUCGGUAGCCGUCAGUAGUGCUGGCGGUGGUGCGGCGGGUGGUGGAUCGGGAGGCGGACGAAGUGCAACGGCAAGCAUUACGGGAAGCAUUGGUGGAGCGGCGGUUAGCUGCGUCGGUGGUGGGAGCAAUAGCAACAGUGGAGGAAGCAGUUCGGGCUUGAACGCCUCCGACAGCGUGCACCACUGUCUGUCUUUCAGCUCGAGCAGCAAGGUUUCGCCCACCUACGAGGAGGACGCAUUGGUGCUGCGCGUCAUUGAAGCAUACUGUGCCGCUUACCAGAGCACCUCACGCAACACGAUGCACUCAGAGAUUCGAUCGCUUUCUGGCGAACCGGAUUACAAAUCGGUGAACCUUACCUGGGAGGUGGAAAGCGUCCAUGGCGAAGAAGAACGUCCGGUUGGGUAUAAGGGACGAAUGGGAAAGCAUGCUACCUCCCCGAUGUCCACCGUGCGUGGUCCACGAUCGUUCAACGUGUUCUACUGUGAGCUGCAGAACUGGGGACCUCACCGAUGUCGGUCCAAAAUUGUUACGGACGAGUCUGGUGACAGUGGGAAAAGCAAACAGUACUCGCUACUGGUGAAGAAUCUUCGAAUGGCGACGAAGUACUCGUUCCACGUGAAGCCUCAAGCCAAAAAGAGUGAACAGCGUGCUAGUGGUCGAGCGGACGAUGGUGAGGAAGACGAUCAGAAUGCAGCUACGACUGCUAUCAACCAAGGUCAAACGAUCAUCAUCCCUACGAAGGGCUUUUCGGCCCAUGCGACUCAGUGCCUGCCCGAUGCUUCCGAAAUUGAGGUUGAAACGGGACCAUACUUCGGUGGUCGUAUUGCAGCGGAAAAUGGCAACUGCGGCAUCCAGGGAGACGUAUCCAGCCCGCAGGAAUCGUACACGAUGCGCAUCGAUCAUGACAAGUGUGGCAGCAAGGUUAGCACACGAGAUCUUACCGUCGAGACGUACAUCACCGUGCAGGAGAAUCUAGGUAUUUUGACGCACAGUACGCGCAGGUUCGUGGUUGUUUGUACCUUCCAGCCCGACACCCUUACCGUCCGUGCUCGUUUGGCACUACCCGGGAAGGGUGGUGCCGCUCCCGUACCCACCUCCGAAUGGUGGCCAGCAACUGGGCGUAAUGCACGUGUUCGACAGUUCAACAUGGUGGACAAAAGCAGUUUGGUGCUGAAAGGCACGGAAGAUGACGAACCACCGCACAAUGGCGUGGAACAGCAGCAGCCACAGGAAGAGGAUGAUACGGGUGUUCCUGCGGAAGUGCGAGAACUCCCGGCAGUUGAGGCAGACAGUCAAAAGAAAGCAUCCACCGGCAGCAGUAGUGUGGAGAAGAGUGAGGAUAAGUCGUCGAAAAGUGCGAGUAACUACGCACGACUCCUCAACGAACAGAGGACCGAACCGGACGAAGGAGCCGGACUGAUCGAUGAGUUGGACGAGUACGGACAGGAUCUGUCGGCGGAGAACGAUGCGCUUGGGGCAAUGGGCGAAGGAACUGAUGGGACUGGUCGCCGUGUUGCGAUCGGUGCCAACUCUCAGCGGCGAUCUUCGGGCGGAUCGUCAACUGCCGGUGGUGGAGCGUUCGAUGCUACGGGUCUGCUUAUAUCCGCCUGCCUGGCUGUGAUACUGAUCGGUGCACUCGUAUAUCUGCUGCAGCGCGAGUUUAAGAAGCAGCGCAUGAUACACCAACAUCAGCAGAUGGAGCGGACGGCCUCCGAGCGUCGAGGUGCGGUGGGCGUCACCAUGUAGAAUUUAUCCUUGACUGAACUG